Anopheles moucheti is the source of this 1521-nucleotide messenger RNA. RefSeq lists its product as uncharacterized. The coding region runs from base 211 to 1521 and encodes 436 amino acids. NCBI's taxonomy places the organism in Eukaryota, Metazoa, Arthropoda, Insecta, Diptera, Culicidae. The transcript has a single exon. The record is from RefSeq and is a predicted model, not a curated record.
AGUGUUGGAUGUUUCCUGCUGGGCGUCACACUGGCAGCCGAAACUAAUAAGCAUCAGCCGCAGAAACAUUUCGUUGCGCAUCCGCAAUUACUGCGAAACAAGCGGGGACUGCUGUCCGCCCUGUUCGGUGCGGGUGAGCAGCAGCAGACCACGCCACUACCGGCGGAAGUGCUACCCGUCUACGGUGACCCGGCGCAGCCCCCGCUGCAUAUGCUGUACGGUCACUCGACCGGACUGCAGCAGCAGGGACCUUACGCGCCGUAUCCGGUGGUGUUCCUUCCAGGGCCACCGGCUGCUGCCGGUGAGCAAAGCCCGUACCUUCCGCUGUUGGCAUACGGCGGUGUCGCUGGUGACAAUAAUCAUCUGCCGACGGUUCUCGGUUGGCCCGAACCAACACCAUUCGCACCACUUGCACCGGACGCAACGGAGGCAACGAUUGGUACGAGCGGUCAGCCGACCACCACCCCGCAGACGGUGGCAACAAGUUCCGCCCCACCGAAGGGCGAUCCGAGUGUGGCAAAGUCGGCUUAUUUACUGAAACUGAACCUAACCCCGGCGGAGGAGCGUGAACUGAAGCGAUUAGCCAAACUGCUCGGUGUUACCGAUUUCGAGCACCUGCCACCGUUCGAAGACGUCCAGGCACUGCUGGGCACAUCGACGUCCGGCGAAACAAUCAAAGCGAUCAAAGAGUACGCCGCGACCCCGGACGGGUUGGAACUCAUCAAAGAUUAUGUGAUGAGCUAUCAGCCGGCGAAGCGCAUCAGUCUCGGCAAGGAACCGUACGUGGGUAACGAGAUCGUACCGGUUGAAUCUGUCACCCCGGCGGAAACAGCGGCCACGUCCCUGGGCAGUGGGUUUUUCGCUCACCUGCGUCGGUUGAAAUCGUUGCUAACGUUCGGCUACUUUGAUGCAACCGGUGACGAAACGCCCGCAGAAUCGGCACUGGAAGUCGCCGCACCGGACGUGGCCAGUGAGGCACCAUUCACACCGAACGAAUACCCCGGUUUUGAGAUUCGUGAUGUGCGUGGGUCGGCUUCACCACUGCCCGUAGCACAUUAUCUUAUACCGGUGCGAACUCUACCGCGCCAUUCGUCACCCGGCGAUUUUAAGUACGCAUCCGCGUUACCAUUCCCGUACGCCGUCCACUAUCCCGCGGUCGUGCCCCAGCUCCAGGACACGAAUCCCUUCACCGUGCUUAAGGAACCGGCGGUUUCCGACGUCUCGCAUCUCUUUGUAAGCGAACCGUCCAUCUCGAACGAACCAUCCCCGGUGGAGGUGAUACUUCCCAAGCGUGUCGCACCACCCACGUUGGCUACCGGCGAGGUGCAUUCCUUUGAGCGUGCGGACAUUGAGCAACCGGUGCGCACCACAACACCUGCCGGGCAGCAGCAUGAAUUGACCAUCAGCACUGUUACCAGCACGGUUGUAGACGACAAUGCAGCACUGACCGAUAUUGCCGAGCUCGCGAACGACACGACCAAUUUCCUGCUGAACGUACUGGAUACCGAGGAGACCGCGUAG